Monopterus albus (swamp eel) is the source of this 831-nucleotide messenger RNA. RefSeq names its product immunoglobulin-like and fibronectin type III domain-containing protein 1. Lineage: Eukaryota; Metazoa; Chordata; Actinopteri; Synbranchiformes; Synbranchidae. The record is from RefSeq and is a predicted model, not a curated record. Gene Ontology annotation, biological process: sarcomere organization. Gene Ontology annotation, cellular component: M band. The transcript is spliced from 8 exons. Bases 1 to 831 code for a protein of 276 amino acids.
AUGUGGACAAGGGUGAAGAACGCAGGCCCCACUGCCAACAGACAAAGUUUCUCCCUCGUUCACCAGUAUAUUCAACAUUUUAAUGAGGUGUCUGGCAACAAGACAGCUGUUAUUCGAAGAAGAUCUAAGACACCUGGAGUGAUGAUCAUGCAGUAUAUCAUAAACAUACCAGAGGGGAAAAGCACCCCUGAUUUCCAGUGUAAGCCAAACCCAGUAACAACUACUGAAGGGAAAUCAGCUAUUUUCACGGCUGUGGUGACGGGGGAUCCAAAACCGGAGGUGUCAUGGAAACGAGCUAGAGGAAAUAUGUCAGACAAAUUUCAUAAGAGACACGACGAAUCAACAGGGGAGUACAUAUUAGAGAUUCAUAACGUGUCUGCUGCUGACAUAGAUACAUACAAAUGCUAUGCUGUGAAUGAAUAUGGCAAAGCUAUUGGCACAGCAACAUUAAAUGUGAUUGAAGCUUCAUCAAAUCCAGAUUUCAGAAACCUGCUGAAGAAAAGUAAAGUUGAGAGGGCAGAUGGAGAAAUGGAUGAAAGAUUCUGGGACGUGCUGCUGAAUGCUGACAGGAAAGACCAUGAGCGCGUCUGUACCGAGUUUGGUGUCGCAGACUUGCAACUGAUUCUCAAGAAACUAGAAGCAAAAAAGGAAGAGAGAAUGCAAAAUAAGUUUAAGGAGAAAGGUGCAAUUCCCCAUGAAGACACAAAAGAGAAGCAGAGUCUUCAGUGUGUCCGGAGGACAAAGGAUUUUAGUGCUAUGGACACAGGGCUGAAUCAGGUGGAUGUCAAACAGAUCAACUACCACCUUACAGAGUUUAAAUGUAGGUCCUAA